AUGGACGUCGCUACGCUUUUCCCAGAAGCUUGUCUACCUCUGAGCUCUUCUAAAACAGUUAACACGAACAUACCAUUGGAGAAAAAGCAGUUGAAGUCUUUUGCUUCGGUGGUUUUCGAUAAUGUCUGUAACAUUACUCUAAGUCAAUUUCCCACUCCUUGCUUGAAAGGGGAUAGAUUGGCAAUUACAAUUCCAGAAGAAGAGUAUAAAUUGGGUGUAGAAGCAUGUAAACAUCACCUCCACGGUAGAGUUGUUUGGUCGAAAGGUGCGACCCCGCUAACUGUGGUAAAUCUGAGAAACAAGCUUCUGGAGCUUUGGCCGGCAAUCGGAAAGUGGGGAGUAACUUCCUUGGGCAAAGGGUUCUUUGAAUUUUCCUUCUCCUCCUUGGAGGAUGUUCAAAGAGUCAGAUCGGUUAGUGCUUGGUCUCUUCCACAAGGGAUCCUCAAGCUUUUUCCAUGGACAAAGGAUUUUGUUCCAUCAACUCUCAAACAAACUUCUGCUAAGGUUUGGAUAAGAAUCCAUGGUCUUUCACAGGAAUAUUGGAGACCAAGGAUAAUCUUUUCUAUUGCUAGUAGUAUUGGGACUCCAAUAUGUAUAAAUUCAGCUUCAAACAAAUCAGCUUUUGAGAGACCGUUUGGGCAUUUUGUCAGAGUGCUGGUGGAUUUGGAUCUCACUAAAGAAUUCUCGUACAAAAUCCUAGUGGAGAGGGUUGGGUUUACGUUUUUUGUUGAUAUAAAGUAUGAGAAAGUUCCUGAUUUCUGCUCUUUUUGCUCUUGCAUUGGGCACUCUAUUCACUCUUGCAAAAGAAAAGGAGUUGGUUAA
Messenger RNA from Vicia villosa (hairy vetch), 822 nucleotides. RefSeq lists its product as uncharacterized. The transcript has a single exon. The record is from RefSeq and is a predicted model, not a curated record. Lineage: Eukaryota; Viridiplantae; Streptophyta; Magnoliopsida; Fabales; Fabaceae. Bases 1 to 822 code for a protein of 273 amino acids.